Molecule: messenger RNA, 1587 nt
Organism: Diplodia corticola
Lineage: Eukaryota; Fungi; Ascomycota; Dothideomycetes; Botryosphaeriales; Botryosphaeriaceae
Product: cytochrome p450
Exons: 3
Coding region: 1-1587 (528 amino acids)
Molecular function (GO): iron ion binding; heme binding; oxidoreductase activity, acting on paired donors, with incorporation or reduction of molecular oxygen
Source: RefSeq, a predicted model, not a curated record
AUGGCCCUCAGUCCUCUCCUGGCGCUCGCCGCGGGUGUAGCCCUCACCAUUGCCGUCUGGCUCGUCCAGGUAUGUACAAAAACCCACCCUCCCUCCAAGUCCACCACCGCCACCACCACCACCACAACCACAACAACAACAGCAACAAAUAACACUAACAUCUCCCGCCCCCCCUCCAUCCAGACAAUCUUCCACGCCCUCACCUCCCCCCUCCGCCAAAUCCCGGGCCCCCUCUCCUCACGCCUGACCAACCUCCCGCUCAAACAAGCCGUCACGUCCGGCCGACGCAUCUUCCACAUCGACGCGCUGCACAAGGCGUACGGCCCCAUCGUGCGCAUCUCGCCGACCGAAGUCGCCGUCGGCGGCGACGUGGCGGCGUUCCGGCAGAUCCACGGCGUGCAGUCCAAGUUCGCAAAGGACCUGUGGUACGAGAAGCUGACCAACUUCCCGCGCCUGUCCGUCUUCACCAUGCGCGACGCGCGGCAGCACGCCGCGCGGCGGCGGCUGUUCGCGCGAGCUUUCGGGAAAGGGUUCCUGCGCGAGCGGUGGGAGGGGGCCGUGCGGGAGAAGUGCGAGGUCGCGGUGGGGAAGAUCAGGGAGGAGGGGUUGGAGAAGGGGGUGGCGGAUCUGAUGAAGUGGUGGACGUUUAUGGCGACGGAUGUGGUGGGCGUGCUGGGGUUCGGGGAGUCGUUUGGCAUGUUGGAGGCCGGGAGGAGGACCGAGUAUAUACGCGUGCUGGAGGCGGCGUUGGUGGGGAAUGGGGUGGGCGCCGAGUUGCCGUGGGUGAGGGCGAUUGGCGCGAGGGUGCCGGUUAGGGCGCUGAGGGAGGCGUUUAAUAGCAGUGAGUAUAUUUUGGCGUAUGGGACGAAGGCAGUGGAGAAUGCGAGGACUGGUGGGAGGGAUUCGAACUUGAUGGCGACGAUUAUGGCGGAGGCGGAGAAAGGGGGGAGUCGGGUGGAUGAGAUGGACGUCCGCACCGAGUCGACGAGCCUCAUUUUCGCCGGCUCCGGCACCACGGCCAACACCCUGACCUUCCUCAGCUACGCCGUGCUUUCGCAGCCGGCGCUGCAGCAGGCGCUGGAACAGGAGCUGGCGAUGCUGCACGAGGGCUUCUCCGACGCGGACCUCGAGCAGCUGCCCCUGCUUAACGCCAUCAUCAACGAGACCCUGCGCCUCUACUGCGCCGUGCCCGGCAGCCUGCCCCGCGUCGCGCCGCCCGGCGGCGUCACCCUCGGUGGCUACUUCAUCCCCGAGGGUACGACAGUGAGCACGCAGGCGUACACGCUACAUCGGGAUGAGAACCUGUGGGAUAACGCCCAGGAAUUUGAUCCGUAUCGCUGGCUGCCCGGCCGGGAGAUUUCACCCGGAGCGAAAGCAACGUUCUGCGCUUUUGGUGCGGGCGCGACAUCCUGCCUGGGCAUCAACCUGGCAUGGAUGGAGCUGAGGUUCGGAACGGCGAUGUUGUUCCGCGAGUGUAGAGGCUUGAGGCUGGCGGACAGCAUGACCCCCGAGAAGAUGGAGCUGGAGAAUUACUUUGUCAUCACGCCGAAGGGUAAGGCUUUGGAAGUUGUGCUGAAGGGUGAGUGA